AUGGAAGAACAAGCAGAACAAAAUAUUAUGACAAUGGAUUUGGAAUGCCGCAGAAUGUUAAACUUCAAUGCACCCCUUCUAUCAACAAGGCGUCUUGCUAAUUCAGUUGUUGCAGGUACAUCACUUAGUAUGUUACAAAGCACAAGUAUUCCAUUUUCAUGGGAGCAAGCCCCAGGCAAGCCGAAAAACCAAGAGAGGAGCAAUAACAUCCACGACCGAGAUGUAGAAACGCCUCGGCUCCAAUUACCACCUUGCCUUCAGCAUCUUCCAAGAGCAGCAGCUGAAGCUGACUUAGGUAAUGCUGUUCUUUCAUUUGAUCAAGAUGAUGGUUGUGAUGGUGAUGAUGACGACGAUGAUGACAAUGAGAACAAGAAGAAUAGUGAAGUUUAUUCAGAUGCUAUGGAACUUUUUUCUUUAUCAGAGGCAUUAGACAUUGUUGUCCAACAAUCAGAGACAAAUCACAGUAGCAGCAAUGAUGUGUUGAGAUUAAAGCUUUCAGAAUCUAAUGUUGAUCAAUGUUCAAGCUAUAUGAUUAAUCGCUUUCUCCCUGAUGCCACUGCAUUGGCAGCAUCAUCUUCUGCACAUUUUCCAAACAAUGGUUACAACAAGAAAGGUUGUGAUACUUGCAGUAAUUCAAGGCACUCAUAUGCUUCUUCUCCAAAGGGUUGUGGCCUUCAACUUCUGUUCCCUUGGCGUAUGAAGCACAAGCUUUGUGCUAUAAAGAGCCCUGUGAUGACAUGCUCCACAAAAGUGCAGAAGCAUCAGCAGAGUUUGAAAAACAAGAAGCAUUGUUCAUCAGUUCACAAGACUAGUAAAAGUAUCAAAGGAGAUAUUUGA
Arachis ipaensis is the source of this 837-nucleotide messenger RNA. RefSeq lists its product as uncharacterized. NCBI's taxonomy places the organism in Eukaryota, Viridiplantae, Streptophyta, Magnoliopsida, Fabales, Fabaceae. The record is from RefSeq and is a predicted model, not a curated record.